Messenger RNA from Musca vetustissima, 1836 nucleotides. RefSeq names its product thioester-containing protein 1 allele S3-like. The coding region runs from base 1 to 1836 and encodes 611 amino acids. Gene Ontology annotation, molecular function: endopeptidase inhibitor activity. Lineage: Eukaryota; Metazoa; Arthropoda; Insecta; Diptera; Muscidae. The transcript has 5 exons. The record is from RefSeq and is a predicted model, not a curated record.
AUGCCACAGUUAUUAAUACAAAUCGCUUAUUUAUUCGCUUGUGUUAUAUUUGUGACUAGUCAAGGCUAUUAUUCUCUAAUUGCUCCCGGCUAUAUUAAAUCAAAUCGCAACUAUACGGUACACAUUACGUUGCAUGAAUCAUCCGAACCGGUUAAAAUAAAUAUUUACCUCGAAGGACCCACAUACGGAUUUGAAAAGGAAUUAUUUUUAAAACCAUUUGAAAGUCAGGCGAUAACAUUUCUUCCACCAAAAUUAUCAUCUGGUGAACAUAAAUUAAUUAUUGAGGGGGUAAGCGGUUUGAGAUUCUACAACGAAACGACUCUAAAGGCAUUUGAAAGUGGUGGUCCGAAAAUUUACAUACAAACCGAUAAAGCAGUUUAUAAACCUGGUGAUGUGGUGCAAUUUCGAGUUGUGCUGCUGGAUCGACACACGAGGCCGUUGAAGAUAUCGGAACCAAUAAGGGUUGAUAUUACGGAUGGCAAUGAUAAUCGUGUGAAACAAUUCAAAGAUAUUCGCCUCACCAAAGGAGUCUAUAAAAAUAAAUUUCAACUUUCGGAACACCCUGUAAUGGGAGAAUGGCAUCUGCGAGUCUAUUUAAGUGGUCGUUUUGAUUUCGAGACCACGAAGCAGAUAAAAGUUCAAAAAUACAUCUUGCCCAAAUUUAGUGUCUACAUUGAAACGCAAAGUGAUAUUAUUCUGGAAGAUCCGAUAACAAUAACGGCCCGGGUCUAUGGCCAAUAUACAUUUGAUAAAUAUGUAGAGGGUCAAGUUCGGGCACAACUGGUACAGGUACCCAAGGAUAUUGUGUUGGACGAAAAAGAGUUUCAAAUAAAAGAUCUACUCAAUAUUGAGUUCAAACUCAAUGUUACCGAUCUCAUACGCCAAGCCUGGGGUAUACGUCUGAGAGUCGAUUUAAUGGAAAAAUGGACAGGACAAAUCAGAAAUCAUUCCCAAUUUAUUCGCCUUCAUGAUGAUCCCUAUUUUAUUAAUGUGGAUUCGAAUACCAUUCUAUUUGCCAAAGGUAAGCCAUAUCAAUUGACGGCAAGCGUUAGAACUUGGAACUACGAAAAUAUUGAGGAUAGUAGUACACCUGUGACUAUGCAACAUGGCAGCAGAAAUUAUAGCGCCUAUUUAGAUGCAAAUGGCGAGACCAUAUUUCAAUUUGAACAUGACCCAAAUUCGAAUCAUAUUUUCCGUUAUCAAAAUGCCACUUACACCAUGGCAAAUAUCUAUGCCUAUGAACCGUAUAAGGGUAAUAAGACGGAAACCGAUUUAAAAUUAACUCUACUGGAGACAAAACCCCUUUUAGGUAGACCUGUGCGAAUUGAAGUCAACUCUCCAAAGGAUAUGCCAUAUUUGGUGUAUAGCAUUGUGGCCCAUGCCAAUAUUAUUUAUACGGAAUUCGUUGAUUUACCCAUGAAGCCAAGGCGUCAUGUUAUUGAAAUUAACCCCUCUAUAGAAAUGGUACCCUACGCCUUUGUCUAUGUCCAUUAUGUGGAUGAGGGUAAUUAUCGUUAUUGUGAAAUGAAGUUGACAUUUCCAUUGGAAUUUGAAAAUAAGAUUGCCGUUAUGGCGCCCAAACGUGUUAAGCCCGGCGCAGAGGUAACCCUGGAACUGAAAGCUCAACCUGCAUCUUUGGUGGGUAUUUUAGCUGUCGAUUUGGGUGUUUAUCUAUUAGAUCCAUCAUAUGAUCUGCAUAAAGAUGAUAUACUUGGAUCAUUGCGGGAGGAUGUUAGCGGUCUUCCGUUUUUGGCCUUAGUCUAUCCGGGUCUAUUAUCUGGGGUUAUAACAAUGACAAAUGCUCAUUAUGAAUUUGUACCGUUACAUUGUAAGUAG